AUGGAUCCUUUGCAAAUUGUCCACUUGGGCCCUCGGAAGAAGAGGCCCAGGCAAAUGGGUGCUUCGAUGGUCUCUCCUCCUCAUGACAUCAAAUUUCAGGACUUGGUCCUCUAUAUUUUGGAGAAGAAAAUGGGAACCACCCGCAGAGCCUUCCUCAUGGAGCUGGCACGAAGGAAAGGAUUCAGGGUCGAAAAUGAGCUCAGUGAUUCCAUCACCCACAUUGUGGCAGAAAACAACUCUGGCUCAGAGGUCCUGGAGUGGCUGCAGGUACAGAAUAUAAAAGCCAGCUCACAGCUAGAACUCCUCGACAUCUCCUGGCUGAUAGAAUCAAUGGGAGCAGGAAGACCAGUGGAGAUGAUAGGGAAACACCAGCUUGUAAGUGUGAGAAGAGACUAUUCAGCUAGCCCCAACCCAGAGCUCCAGAAGACUCCACCACUUGCUGUAAAAAAGAUCUCUCAAUACGCAUGUCAGAGAAGAACCACUUUGAACAACUGUAACCACAUCUUCACAGAUGCCUUUGAGGUACUGGCUGAACACUAUGAGUUUAGAGAAAAUGAAGUCUUCUCCCUGGCAUUUAUGAGAGCAGCUUCUGUACUUAAAUCCCUGCCCUUCACAAUCAUCAGUAUGAAGGACAUAGAAGGAAUUCCCUGCCUGGGGGACAAAGUGAAGUGUGUCAUAGAGGAAAUUAUUGAAGAUGGAGAAAGUUCUGAAGUUAAAGCUGUGUUAAAUGAUGAACGAUAUCAGUCCUUCAAACUCUUUACUUCUGUGUUUGGAGUGGGAUUGAAGACAUCUGAGAAAUGGUUCAGGAUGGGUUUCAGAACUCUGAGUAAAAUAAAGUCGGACAAAACCCUGAAAUUCACGCCAAUGCAGAAAGCAGGAUUCCUCUAUUAUGAAGACCUCGUCAGCUGUGUGACCAGGGCAGAAGCAGAGGCAGUUGGCGUGCUGGUUAAAGAGGCCGUCUGGGCAUUUCUGCCUGAUGCCUUCGUCACCAUGACAGGAGGAUUCCGGAGAGGUAAGAAGAUGGGGCAUGAUGUGGAUUUUUUAAUUACCAGCCCCGGGACAGGAGAUGAAGAAGAGGAACAACUUUUACAGAAAGUGAUAAACUUAUGGGAAAGGAAGGGAUUACUUUUAUACUGUGACUUUGUGGAGUCGACAUUUGAAAAGUUAAAGUUGCCUAGCAGGAAUGUGGAUGCUUUAGAUCAUUUUCAAAAAUGCUUUCUGAUUUUAAAAUUGCACCAUCAGAGAGUGGACAGUGGCAGGUACAGCCAGGAGGAAGGAAAGACCUGGAAAGCCAUCCGCGUGGACCUGGUCAUGUGCCCCUAUGAGCGCCGCGCCUUUGCCCUGCUGGGCUGGACCGGCUCACGGCAGUUUGAGAGAGACCUCCGGCGCUAUGCCACGCAUGAGCGGAAGAUGGUGCUGGAUAACCAUGCAUUAUAUGACAAGACCAAGAAAAUAUUCCUCAAAGCAGAAAGUGAAGAAGAAAUUUUUGCACAUCUGGGAUUGGAUUACAUGGAACCAUGGGAAAGAAAUGCCUAG
This is a messenger RNA of Neomonachus schauinslandi (Hawaiian monk seal), 1536 nucleotides long. RefSeq names its product DNA nucleotidylexotransferase (gene DNTT). Gene Ontology annotation, molecular function: DNA nucleotidylexotransferase activity; DNA-directed DNA polymerase activity; DNA binding. Bases 1 to 1536 code for a protein of 511 amino acids. Gene Ontology annotation, biological process: double-strand break repair via nonhomologous end joining. The record is from RefSeq and is a predicted model, not a curated record. Lineage: Eukaryota; Metazoa; Chordata; Mammalia; Carnivora; Phocidae. Gene Ontology annotation, cellular component: nucleus. The transcript has 11 exons.